Molecule: messenger RNA, 1290 nt
Organism: Thamnophis sirtalis
Lineage: Eukaryota; Metazoa; Chordata; Lepidosauria; Squamata; Natricidae
Source: RefSeq, a predicted model, not a curated record
AUGGAGCCGCUGCAGAAUGGAAGUGACAAGCGACAAGCUAACGCGGAGCCGCCGCCGCCGCCGCCGCCCGCCAUGGAGACGGGAAGCGAAGCCGGAGGAUCCUCGGAGGAACGGCGGCGGCGGGGGGUAUCGGCCUCGGGCAUCCGUCGGCGCGCAAGCGGGCCGAGCAAGGCGGAGGCCGCCGCGGGCCGCGAGAAAGAGCGUGAUGGCCCCGCCCCCCGGCCGCGCCCGGAUUGCCACCGCAAGAGCCGCCCCCCUUUCCCUUGGUUCGGCUUGGACAUCGGCGGGACGUUGGUGAAGCUGGUUUAUUUCGAGCCCAAGGACAUCACCACGGAGGAGGAGGAAGAGGAAGUGGAGAGCUUGAAAAGCAUCCGCAAGUACCUGACCUCCAACACGGCCUACGGCGCCACCGGCCUCCGCGACGUCCACCUGGAGCUCAGGGACCUUACGCUGUGUGGACGUAAAGGCAAUCUGCACUUUAUUCGCUUCCCCACUCACGACAUGCCCGCUUUUAUUCAGAUGGGCAGCGAGAAACAUUUCUCCAGCCUCCACACCACGUUGUGUGCCACUGGAGGCGGAGCGUAUAAAUUUGAGCAGGACUUUCUCACAAUGGGCGACCUCCAGCUGUGUAAAAUGGACGAGCUGGACUGCCUUAUCAAGGGGGUUCUCUACAUUGAUUCGGUGGGCUUCAACGGACACUCGGAGUGCUACUAUUUUGAGGACCCCACGGAUCCCGAGAAAUGCCAGAAGGUCCCUUUCAACUUGGAGGACCCUUACCCUCUCCUGCUGGUCAACAUCGGCUCCGGAGUCAGCAUCCUGGCCGUCUAUUCCGAAGGCAACUACAAGCGAGUGACUGGCACCAGCCUCGGAGGAGGGACCUUUUUCGGCCUCUGCUGCCUCCUGACCGGCUGCUCCACCUUCGAAGAAGCUCUCGAAAUGGCCUCCCGGGGAGACAGCACGAAAGUGGACAAACUCGUGCGGGAUAUUUACGGAGGGGACUACGAGCGCUUUGGCCUGCCAGGUUGGACCAUAGCAUCCAGCUUUGGAAACAUGAUGAGCAAAGAGAAACGAGAGGCGGCCAGUAAGGAGGACUUGGCCCGGGCAGCCUUGAUCACCAUCACCAACAACAUCGGCUCCAUCGCACGCAUGUGCGCGCUGAAUGAGAACAUUAAUAAAGUGGUUUUUGUGGGGAACUUUUUGAGAAUCAACACAAUCUCCAUGAAGUUUCUGGCCUACGCUUUGGACUACUGGUCAAAGGGACAACUGAAGGCUCUUUUUCUGGAACAUGAG